Maylandia zebra (zebra mbuna) is the source of this 4302-nucleotide messenger RNA. RefSeq lists its product as uncharacterized. Gene Ontology annotation, cellular component: plasma membrane. Gene Ontology annotation, biological process: positive regulation of neutrophil extravasation; homotypic cell-cell adhesion; T cell extravasation. The record is from RefSeq and is a predicted model, not a curated record. NCBI's taxonomy places the organism in Eukaryota, Metazoa, Chordata, Actinopteri, Cichliformes, Cichlidae.
CCCAAUCCAGACAAAGGGGACGACGGAUCCGCGGCGGCGCGCACUGAGCCUGAGCAUCUCAGCACCUUGGAUUGAUCCGACGCGCAAGAACGCACCGGCACACACGCGAGCACGCCCUCCAGAUCUACCUGAAACCUCCACGCCAGUUAAUUGUCAUUGUUGAAGGGCGAGAAAAGGGAGAUUGAACCCCGAUUUUAUUCGCAGCCUCGCCGUGUUCCCAUGAUGUCAUACCUGUGGAUUCUGCUAUUAGGAAGCCUGCUGGCUACGCACGCCAAGGCACAAGAUGAUAUAAUCCCAACAGUAGAGCCAUCUAUUGAAACUCCCACAUCUAAAGCAGAUGUAGAGGUCAUCGACCAGCAUAACCUUGGGGAGGUGGUCACUGCAACUGAGGAAGUAUUGCAGCCUGAGCCCACUGCUGACCCUGAGGCUGAAUUAAUCCAAGAAGCAAAUGCUGCAGAUGUAAGCACAGAGCCAGUGCCUACAGAUGCUCCUGCAGGGGAGGAGGGUCAAUCAGCGAGUCCUACGACUGGAGAAACAGAACCAGUUAUUUCUGACGCGCCUACAACUACACAAGCUGCUGAUUCUGAGGAUGACACUCCAGAAGCUACGCAAACAGCAGUUAAUGAGGAGGCGCAACCCACCACAAAUGCGAAUACAACACCUGCUCAAGACGAGAGUGGACUUCAUGACAUCAUAACAACAGUAGGUCUAGAAGCCAAUGAGGAGGCACCAACUGAUCCAUCUGCUAAUGAAGAGUCAUCCACAGAUGAUUUCACAACCACAGAUGAAACUGUCACUAUAAAUCCAGGGUUUAACAUUGAGAAGACGUCAAUUGCAGAGCAGGAAACACAUGUGUUAAACCAGGAAACUCCCGUGAAGAGCAGGAUGGGACCACGGCAGAAUUCAGCACCUCUGUCAAACGACGAAAAUAAAAGCGAAGAUGUGCCUGCUUUGGGUGCCUCAGGGAGUGAUGCAGAUCAACAGCCCCAAAAGGCCAGCUCAAGCUCUUUAGCAGCAAUCCUUAGUGCGAUUGUUGUGUCUGCAGUGGGAGCAAUCGCUGGAUACUUCACCUAUCAACAGAAGAAGCUGUGCUUCAAAAAUAGACAGGAAGCAGACCCUGAGGCUCCACACAAAGCUGAUGCAGCAGAGGCUCGGUCAGAUCCCCAGGUUCUUAGCAACCUUCUGAACUCCUCCUAGACCUGAAACGAUCACCUUACCGCCCGGGCCAACUACAGUCUAACAAAGUGGCAAUCUCACUGUUCGGCUCUGUCCUCUGUAGAGCUAAAUUACUGUGAGGCCCCAGAGUAGGGCUGCGUGUUUCAGUCUGAAUUUCUAUGUCUGUAUGUUGCUCUACACGAGCUUGCGUGGAUGUGUCUCAGUGUGCGUGUGAAUAAUAUCCGUUCAUUCUUGUGUGUGCAUAAAUGUGGAAAGAAGGAGCUAGAAAAAGAUCAUGUGAUCUUUAGGGCUUUCAUUAUUGUUAAAAAAAUGUAUUAAAAUAAUUGGUCAAACACUCUACUUUAAACCAAAUUAUUAUAAUUUUUUUCAGAGUGGCCAUUAAAGAGAUUUAAUCUCAAUUUACGUAUAACCAUAAAAUGGAUGAAUUAUAUACCUACCUUUUAAUUUUAUUUAUAUGGCUACUAUUAAUUCAAUGUAAAUACAAAACAGUAACUGAAAUCGAUGUUGUAGGUGUUUAACUUGUAAUUGUUUCUUUGGAAUUUUAUACAAUUUUGCCAUUGUUGAACUGCCCGUAUGAUUUUAAAUCAUUUAGAUAAGACAUUUCUUUUUCAAUUAUCUAUAGUACAGAUGCAGGUUAACUGGAUAACAGGGGGACACAGUAGCAAGCAUUUUGUGGAGUCUGGUUAGGAGCUGUGGUAAAGGAUUUAAAGACGAGUAUUCUUGGGAUGCGUGGUCAAAUGUGUUUAGAUGACCACCGAUGUCACUGAAUGUGUGUGCUUGUUUUCUGAUAGGUGAAGGGGCUUGAUUUAAAAUCCUGUUAAGUGACCGUUUCUCCUCGGUCGGUUGAAUACAUUAAAAGAUGACACAAAUCAAAUACAGCCUAAGAUUCAAGUCAUAUUAAUUUAGGAAAUACCAAAAACAAGCCAACAAAAAUAUAUUGUGUAAACUUACUAAAGUACGAUGAAGUAAAGUCUAAUCCUGACAUGGACAAAUUCAAUGGAGGUCAUGUAGUAAUGUAUUAGACUUUGUUCUGAUGUAGUAUGUGUGUAGUUGUGAAGCAGUCUUUUUUUUUUUCUCUAUAGUGCCUUUCACUGACACAGCCUGGCUUGAGCAAUCUACAGACACACAGAGAAGAUAUACAGGGUGACAAAUUAAAGGAUGGUUUAUGCUGCAGGGAGAUUUUUUUGUUGCUGUUUCAAAUUUCAAAUUUCUGAGCUAUUCUAAAUUUAAAACAUUUCACUUUGAUGCCUGAAGUCUCUUACAAGAUGAAAAUACACCCAUCCAAAUUGCCUGUUUAAUUGCUUGGUAAGAAUGAAAAUAAUGGGAUCCAUAAACUAUGGACUUAUCAGUCUGAGAUCUCCCCCCAGGUCUCCAAUAACGUUAUCAAAAUACAUAAUGAGGGAAUAUUUUUUCAGAAGAAUAUUGUUUUAUUCCUCCAAUAGUUCCAGAGACAUGAACUGGCUUAACACUUUAAACACCCUUAAUGCUGGGUCAACCUUUAACUUUUUACCCAUCUGUUACUGAGAAGACAAGCAAACCAGUAGGAGGCUAUAACAAUGAAAGAGUGUUCUGUAUUCAUUCUUAAUCUGUCAUUUACGCAAUUACAUUUUUUAAAAUUAAACUGCUCAUGCAUGUAAAAUAAUAACACAAACAUAACAGCUGCUGUAUGUGUGUCCACAGUCGGGCCGUUUACAGUCUUAGUUAUUUUAGCUAAUCUUGCAAUCUAAACUCUUUCAACCACCUCCGCUGGUGGCAGAUGUAAAACUCUUCUCAUUGUGUGUCUCUUUAUUUGAACAAGCCAGCUGCUGUAACAGUGUAUUUUUAUUGUUCAUGUAUCCACAUUACAAACGCCAUUCACUUGUGAUUUUUUUAUAGGAAUCCUUUACAUUUAGCAGCCGUGCCUCGGAGCCGACAGAUUGUCUUUAGUCAACUUGUUUGCUGUGCUAUUUUGUUAAUAUUAUUGUAAAAUGCAAAGAAUGCAGCGCUACGGCUUUUUUCCAAAUGUAGCACACACACAAAAAAAUCGUAACUUCUGAAUGUCUUUUUUGUUGCCUUGAAGUUUUGUACUUGCCCUGCUCCCUUUAAACUUUGAUAUAUGGCUAUAGAGGCUGCAUAGUGCUGCAGGUCAUGUAAUGUGUGUUACUUGUAAAGCACCAUAUAGCUGCAAUACAGGACAGAGACUGUUGCUAACAGCCUAGCCUCAAGCUGAGAAAUGUUAAUAAUCUGUGAUCAAUUCCACUCUACAAACUGUGGGUCAGACGCAGUGUCAGCGAUCUGCCUUCUUAACCUGUAAUCUGUGACAGACAAAAGCUGUUUUCUCUUGUAACACUGAACUACGUAGAUAGUGUAUCAGGAGUGACAAUGCACAAAAAAUACCCACUCAAUAAUAAUAAUACAAAUAGGACUAGCCACCGAUGCCUUCAAAAUACAAAUUUUUUCUUUAAAUGCAGUACUGCCCUGCAGUGAACAAAAGCACUGAAAUGUCCUGCGAUGCUCUUUUAGAUAACUUCCUGUAAUGGAGACUCGUACAAUAAUCCAGAAAAAUUCGAUAUGCGUUGCUUGCACUGAGGACAUCAUGGUCAACAAUACAUUUUGCCGAAACACUCUCGGUCAAUAAUUCAGUCUUAUUUAUAUUAUAUCAAUUCACAACUACAGUCACCUCAUGGUGCUUGAUCCCAGCAAUACAAAGUAUCAGAACACAGCAUUCAAACCAGAAUGUAAACCUUGAGUGUUGUAAACUCAUUGGGUCCUGAAGUGCACUUGCCACAUAACACUAGGGCAUCAAUCAUGGCACUGACCAGUCCUGCCUUAUUCCUUAUAUGCUCUUGAAUAUUCCUGAUAGGAAAACAAACAAUAAUGUCAUCAUAAAAAAACGACACAGCGACACAAGCAGAGAUUUUUUUUGUAAUCUCAAUGGGAGAAGCACGUUCCUAUCCUGUAUACAUCUUGAUUUACUACACAUAUAUAGACAAUUCAUUUGUUCUUCUUCUGACUUCCUGUUUAUUUAAAUAUUCUGUGUGGUUUUUGUGUAGGAACUGUCCUUUUUAUUUUUGUCAUCUGGCACUUGUGUUCUUCUGGAGUUGUGUAAAUAAUGUUUGAGGAAUCAAUUAAACAGUUUUUGUGGGA